AUGGACGGCAAGCAACGCCUCACGAGUAUCAAACUGUUCCUCGAUGGGGUAAUCCCUUGGUACAUCAAGCCGAAGCAGCCGCUGUUUUUCAAGCAAUCCGAUCCGCCGCAGCCGUCAAGAAAGCUCCUUACGGAGGAGCAGCAAGAGAUAUUCCUUGCUCGUGGGCUGACUGCUGCGAUGUACAACCAGCUAACCGAGCUUCAAGAGCGGGAUAUAUUCAGACUCGUCCAGGAGGGCAAACCUCUGACUGCGGGAGAGAAAAUGCACGCCUCUUCCGGCCCUUGGGGAUGCUAA
Messenger RNA from Puccinia triticina, 294 nucleotides. RefSeq lists its product as uncharacterized. NCBI's taxonomy places the organism in Eukaryota, Fungi, Basidiomycota, Pucciniomycetes, Pucciniales, Pucciniaceae. The record is from RefSeq and is a predicted model, not a curated record. Bases 1 to 294 code for a protein of 97 amino acids. The transcript is spliced from 4 exons.